Molecule: messenger RNA, 880 nt
Organism: Herpailurus yagouaroundi (jaguarundi)
Lineage: Eukaryota; Metazoa; Chordata; Mammalia; Carnivora; Felidae
Gene: SSNA1
Product: SS nuclear autoantigen 1
Exons: 3
Coding region: 81-440 (119 amino acids)
Biological process (GO): axon extension
Cellular component (GO): axon; centrosome; ciliary basal body
Source: RefSeq, a predicted model, not a curated record
GCGCUGUCGGAAGGCAGUGCGCAGGCGCGAACGGCGAGGCGCUGGCGGCGGUUGGAGUGGUCGCGGCCCAAGCGGCGACCAUGACCCAGCAGGGCGCGGCGCUGCAGAAUUACAACAACGAGCUAGUCAAGUGCAUCGAGGAGCUGUGUCAGAAGCGAGAGGAGUUGUGUCGGCAGAUCCAGCAGGAGGAGGAUGAGAAGCAGCGUCUGCAGAGCGAGGUGAGGCAGCUGACAGAGAAACUGGCCCGAGUCAACGAGAAUCUGGCGCGCAAGAUUGCUUCUCGCAACGAGUUUGACCGGACCAUCGCAGAGACAGAGGCUGCCUACCUCAAGAUCCUGGAAAGCUCGCAGACUCUGCUUAGUGUCCUGAAGAGGGAAGCCGGGAACUUGACCAAAGCCACAGCCUCGGAGCACAAGAGCAGUGGAGGCAGGGAGAGCUGAGGAGGCCAUUGGUGGGGAGGGGCCUGCCUCCCACACCCCUCAGUGGCUCGAUCCCCAACAAGUCUGUCUUCAAAGCGUCUUUAUUCUUCGUGGUAGCAGCUGCCUCCUUUCGCCGUCUCGGGUGCCAAGAGGCAGUUGCCCAGCUUCACCUGCCCCGGGUGACAAGUACAGCCCUGGGUGCAGCCCACCAGGUGGGGGUCCUGGCCCUGUACUCAUAGGACAUGGGAAGGACAGGCUCUGGGUGAGUUGCGCUCAGGGCGGAGGUCCCCUCACCCCCGCCCCGGGCUGCCAGAAAGACCCUGCUCCCUACUUUCACCAGCACGGCAGCCACCUCACCUCGGUGCCCAGGCCAGGGGAGCAGGGGAGGGGCUGGGGCCCACCCCCUCAGAGCUUGCCCUGGUGGCCUAUGACUGUCAGUAAAGAUUGUCUUUGUGAAGGUA